AAAGAAGGGCUUUUCUCAAUUGCUUUCCGGCGGCUUCUGCGACCCGGUCUCCGACUUGCAACACCAAACAAAUCCCUGCUCCGAUAUCACCAGUCUCACCAUGUCCUCGCCAAUUCUCGGUAUUCCCACCUGGUCGCCGGAAUUUCUCGCCAGAAAACAGAAAAUACCGCACCGCAUUCUUCGAGUUCACCGGGAUCAGCAAGAAUUACUGGAUCGCGAAGAUGCCUGGAAUCCAGAUGGGUUUGCCAACGUACCAGCAGAACUCCUGCAAGAGGUCAAGGCUCAGUACAUCCGCAGUAUCGCACCUCCAACACCUCCACCACGCAAGACUCUCUCCCCGGCACCACUGUCUGCAGAGUCCGUGAGAGAACCAUCAACACCGAAACCAACCGGUACAGGUUCCGAAGAGGGAACACCCAUCCCUUGGUCACCAUCCCCAGAGCACCACAUCCGACCAGCGACGCCAGUGAACGAUGUCGAAACAAAGGAUAGAACACCAGGAUUGGAGCCAUCGCCAGAAAAUAACUCGUCCCCUAAACCGGCGAUAACUCCAGACCUACCAAGUCGAGCGCUGCCAGAACGACUUUCCUCUCAGAAACGCCCCGAACACCGUCCAUCAUCCCCACUAGUGUUCAAAGUCAAGGCUCGCGUUCCCUUUUUGCCAGAGUUCCCUCCAAGCAGUAGCGUUGCGUCCGAGGGCGGAUUGGAAUUUGAAGUCCCCAAGGCCGUCACCGACGUUCUUCCUCCAGUCAACAAAGGAGCCUUGCCUGUUCUCCCUGUUCAUCCGGAGCAGACUCCUCCAUCAGCCCAAAUCAUCCCGGCCAGCUACCUUGCUCGCACCACGCCGUCGAGGCCACCACCGGAAAAGCGUCGAAGGCUCAUGAAAUCUGCCACCACUAUAUAUAGCGAUUACAGGUCGACUGCUGAGCCCGAACGUUCCUCGGCUGCGUUCCCACGAGCGGAAACAGAAGACCCCUCGACGACCAGGUUGUCCGAGCAUAUUGCUGACUCCCAACAACCCCCUGAAGAGCAGUCUGCCGAUACUAGUAGUCAUUCACUAAAAACUGCGGAGCAAGCCACUCAACAUCUGGCGAGUUCUGACGAGAAGAUCCCACCGAACGGGCCGCCAUCUCAAGUUCCUUACACUGCCUACAAAGUGGCAUAUCCAGAUUACAAGGGCACCCUCAAUGACUUUGUGCGGGCAGUUCUGUGUGUCCACGAUCUUCGGAAACGAAGUGCUAUCAUGGAGUUCCUAUACGACGACUUUGUCCGCUACUAUUGCGAUGAUUAUCUGCAGUACAUACGCGAACAAGUUGAUGGCAAUGUCCCAGUCCGUACUGCUAUCGAGUUGUACAAUGACCAGGUUUCCAGACCUCACUACCAAAAGGGAGUCCUGACUAAAGAAAACAUUAAUGAUGUUCUCGACAAGUAUCCGGAGAUGGUACGGUCGGUUAACGAAACAAUCGGGUCUACCGCACCAGUCAUAGAGGAAAACGGAGAUUCAACCAGGCCCAAGGUGCCUAUUCCAUCGCCUUCAACGACGAACCAUCUACCAAAGCCACGGUUGGUUUCAAAGUCGAUCACGAAAGCUCUGGUCGGAACCCCUGAAACCGAACUUGCUUCGGAUCCCAUUCAUCCUCCAUCCUCGAUACCAAAGAAGAGGAUUCGGCCGGUUAUCCAGACCAUAGAUCGUUCGGUGCCGCGUCGACUAUCCAACAGGCCUCUAGAACUCGAGCCUCCUAUUGAGGAAGAGCCAAUACCGGGUUCAGAUGGUGCGCCCAUCGAGAUAGGCUCGGCGUCUUCAUCGCCAUCACCAUCUCCCUCGCCGCCUCCUGUACUUCCACAAGCACCUAGUCGUUCACAAGGAGGUCCUACUUCCUCAGCCACAAAAGUCACUGGACCACAAAAACAAACCGGUGUCAGCUCACCUCCACGAGAGGCAUCAGCGGCCUUUAAAAGGCCACGGUUGGAGACUAGCCCACCACCACCUCCAUCAUCCUCGGCGAAGAUCACGACGCAAUUGGCCUCUAUCAGUCCACCGCCUCCUCGUCGAGCCUCAAAAGUCGACGUCAGCUCCCCGGGUCAUCCCAUUACCCAUCAACCACCACACCAAGGAGAAGACAUGCAUCCCGAUUCCCAAAUCGUACCAGGGACUCCCGCCCCAAUACGAGCACCAGCACCACCCCUACCUCCAACCACCGCACCAAGCCCUUCCCGCCCCGGGCCUCUAAUCACCCAAAUCCCCGCCAACACCACUAACCUCCCCCUCCUCAGCCAGCUCAGCAACGCAGAUAGCAUCCCCGACCCCUCGGCCCCCUCAGCCCCCUCAGUCCCCUCCUCCACAACCCGCUCAAAGCUCCUAUCUAGCACCGCCACCACCCACAAUAAGAAACUCCCCCCUCCCUCCCACCCCGCUCUCAAUCUCAAUCCCCUAUCAACCCAAAUCAGCAACGCAGAUAGCAUCCCCGAGCCCAGCCUGCCACCGCGUCUUCAGCGUCAGCAGCGAAAAUCAAGCAGCUCGGCCUUGUUGACAUCUUCGAACCUCUCCCGACUAGCGCACAUUACCAGUAGCAGCAAAAGGUUUCUGCAGCAGAAGAAGCAAGCAGCGGGAGCAGGGGGGGCUCCAUCUAGUUCUGCAUCGAAGGGAUCAGGGUCGGUAGUGGUGUCUAGUAGUGCUGCCACUGGGGUUGUUGGAUCAGGGGGGAUUAUCAAGGUCAAGGGUCACGAUAAGGGGAAGGGGAAGGGGAAGGGGAAGGCGACGGCGAAAGAUACAGGCAGGGAUUUGAGGUCAGAGUAUUUUGUUAAUUUUGUGAGGGAGAAGAAGAUGAGGGAGAUGCGGGAGGCGACGGAGAAGGCGGAGGAGGCGGAGAAGGCUGCUGCUGCUACUAGCUCGAGUCAUCCGAUUCCGGGGAGUAGUAGUAAUGCGCAGCAAGCUGGUUAAGGAUUGUUGAUGAUGGGUUGGUUUGGUUAUUGUUGUUGGAUUAUGGUAUGUAUAUAUGGAUCGUUGUU
Messenger RNA from Neurospora tetraspora, 3009 nucleotides. RefSeq lists its product as uncharacterized. The transcript has a single exon. The coding region runs from base 101 to 2941 and encodes 946 amino acids. The record is from RefSeq and is a predicted model, not a curated record. NCBI's taxonomy places the organism in Eukaryota, Fungi, Ascomycota, Sordariomycetes, Sordariales, Sordariaceae.